This is a messenger RNA of Pseudopipra pipra, 7171 nucleotides long. RefSeq names its product desmoglein-1-like. NCBI's taxonomy places the organism in Eukaryota, Metazoa, Chordata, Aves, Passeriformes, Pipridae. The record is from RefSeq and is a predicted model, not a curated record. Gene Ontology annotation, biological process: homophilic cell-cell adhesion. Gene Ontology annotation, cellular component: desmosome; plasma membrane. Gene Ontology annotation, molecular function: calcium ion binding. The coding region runs from base 197 to 3703 and encodes 1168 amino acids. The transcript is spliced from 16 exons.
GGGUGGGGAAAGACACUCUGUUAUACAGCAUCUUCAGUGCUUCCCUCAGAGGGAGGCAGAGACACUUUGAAGGGCUGACUAUAAGGACACAUACCAAGUGUCUUUUUAAAUAGUCACUAGAGCUGAGGGGGGAGGGGAACAGGAACAGGCUUGUAACCACAACUCAGUUGGACUUGUAUCCGAGAAGUCAGAUGCCAUGGAUUGGCUCCCUCACCGAACGGCUGCUUUUCUGUUCCUUUUGUUGGUACUCUUGGAUUUCAGCACAGGAUUUCAUGUAGAGGUAAAAGAAUGGGAUGAAAAUGGAACGGCAAGAUGGAAAACCUUCAGAAGACAAAAACGUGAAUGGAUCAAAUUUGCCGCAGCUUGUAGAGAAGGAGAAGAUAAUUCUAAGAGGAAUCCAAUUGCCAGAAUCCGAUCAGACUGUGAAGAAAACAAUCCAGUCACAUACAGCAUCUCUGGAGUUGGAAUUGAUCGUGCACCCUUUGGAAUAUUUGUUGUUAACCCGAGAACAGGAGAAAUUAAUAUAACCUCAAUAGUGGAUAGGGAAGUAACCCCAGUAUUCGUUAUACGUUGCUUUGCCAAACACUCAGUGACAGGUAUGGAUUUGGAACCACCUCUUGAACUUCGAGUCAGAGUUCUGGAUAUAAAUGACAACCCUCCUGUAUUUGCACAAACUGUAUUUACAGGAUCUAUUGAAGAGAGCAGUAUGGACAACACACUGGUGAUGAAAAUCAUUGCAACAGAUGCGGAUGAACCUAAUCACUUGAAUUCUAAAAUUGCCUUCAAGAUAGAGAGUCAGGAACCUUCAGGUCCACCCAUGUUCAUUAUGAAUAAAUAUACUGGAGAACUCCAUCUUGCCAAUUACCUUGACAGAGAGCAACAUAGUAGCUACACUCUUGUUGUGAAGGCAUCAGACCGGGAUGGAGCUGCAGAUGGAAUAUCAUCCCUUUGUAGCUGUAACGUCAAAGUGAUUGAUGUCAAUGACAACUUUCCAACUCUUGCUCAAAGCUCUUUUUCAGCAAGUAUUUCAGAAAAUUCACUCAGUUCAGAACUGCUACGAAUACAAGCUCUGGAUGCUGAUGAAGAGUUUACAGACAAUUGGUUAGCAGAGUUUUUCUUUAUAUCCGGUAAUGAAGACAACUGUUUUGAAAUUGUUACAGAUCGAGCUACAAAUCAAGGAAUCCUUAGAGUAAUUAAGGAAUUGGAUUAUGAACAGCUCCGAACCCACUCACUGAUGAUUGGUGUUAGGAACGUAGCUGCCUUCCACCACUCUGUUGCACAAGAGUACCAAAUAUAUGGAACACCCCUCACAAUAGAAGUAAAAAAUAUGAUUGAACCACCGAGGUUUCACCCGUCUUCAGUCGUGUUUUCUCUAUCAGAAGGCACAAGAGUGAAUCAUGUUAUAGGAACAUACACAGCCAUCGAUGAGGACACAAGAGCUAUUGCAUCAAAUGUUGUAUAUAGUAUAGGACGUGAUCCAGCUACCUGGUUCAGAAUCAAUCAAAACACUGGUGAAAUCACACUCAACAAAGUUAUUAACCGGGAAUCAGUCUAUGUCAUCAAUGGGCAGUACAAAGCAGAGGUUCUGGCUAUCACCAGAGGGGUUCCUCGAUAUACUGCUACAGGCACCAUUGUGCUUUCACUAGAUGAUAUCAAUGCCAACUGCCCGACUAUUAAUACUGAAUUAAGGAAAGUAUGUAUGCAUUCCCCAUCAGUGAUUAUCACAGCAAAGCACAGGGAUGGAGGUCUAUAUGCUACGCCCUUUACAUUCACCAUACAUGGUGAACCUCAAACUACAUGGAUAAUCAGAUCAAUAAACGCUUCCUCUGCAGAACUAGUGAGUCAGAACAUUGACUUUUACCUUUAUAGGAUCUAUGUCACUGUAAGAGACAGCCAAGGCCGACGCUGCCCCAGACCACACAUAAUUCCUGUGCAAGCUUGUCAGUGUGAUAGUCGGAAUUACUGCACCAGUGGGGCCACAAAAAUAAUUAUCAUCGGUGGUGGUGGUGGUGGUGCUGGUGGUGGUGGUACUGGAGGUGGUGGCACUGAUACUGGUGGUGGUGGAGAAGGCCGGGAAGAUGGAGGAGGACAAGGUGGUGGUGAUGGUCAGACUAGACCCGGAGGAGGAGAUUAUGUGGACCACACAGACUGGCAGUCUUAUACUGAUGGAUACGAUGGGGGUGAGGGAGGAUAUACUGCACCCAUUGACGACAAUUAUGGAAAUGAAAAUUAUGGCAGAGACUACCAAUCACCGACCACACUUAGCGGUGCUGCCAUUGGCCUGAUGUUUCUUGGUGGAUUAAUAUUUGUUCUGAUUCCAAUUUUGAUGUCAAUGAGCGACUGUUGUGGCUGUGGACGUGGCGCUGCAGGUGGAGUUGGAACUGGAUUUGAACCUGUACCUGAAUGCACAGAAGGGGCAAUUCAUCCAUGGGGAAUAGAAGGUGCCCAGCCUGAAGACAGGGAUGUCUCACACAUUCUUGCCCCAACAACAGCUGCAGGAGGUGAUUUUGGUGAACCCUCUGAGAUAUAUAAUAACACAUACGGAGGAGGAGGAGUAGUAGCUUCCGGUGUUGAAGAAACUACAGGGGUUGGUUAUGGCACUGGUACCGGUUACGGAACAGCUGGAGGAAUUUCUGGAACAGGGGAAGUAAAAGGGUCAAUUGGAGGAACAAUAAAAGAGUAUCGAGAAGGAGGAGUGAACAUGGCCUUCCUAGACAACUAUUUCUCUGAGAAAGCAUUCGUGUAUGCAGAUGAAGAUGAAGGUCGGCCAGCAAAUGAUUGCCUAUUAAUCUAUGAUCAUGAAGGAGUCGGUACUCCUGUUGGCUCUGUGGGUUGCUGCAGCUUUAUCGGAGAAGAUACAGAUGAAACAUAUUUGGAUACAUUAGGACCAAAAUUUAGGACCCUGGCAGAGAUCUGUCUGGGCAAAGAGAUCGAACCUUUCCCUGAUGUCAACCCACCCUGGCCAGGCGUCAACGUCACCUUUCCCAACCCUGAAAGUGAUCUAAACCUCCCACCACCUGGAACCACCAUCGUUGUCAAUGGAAGUGCACCUAUGCCUCCCCCAGUUGGCACUACAACGGUUGUUACUGAAAACACCUACACAUCUGGGUCAACCAUACAGCCCCCAAGGCUGAUGCCAGAUCCCUUGCUCCACGGCAACAUGACGGUGACUGAGACCUACACCUCUGGCUCCCCCUCUCUUUGUGUUGACCCUCUGCGGGCAUCCAACGUCGUCGUAACAGAAAGGGUUGUUGGUCCUGCAUCUGCCUCUGAUUUGCGUGGCAUGCUAGAUAUCCCUGAUCUCACAGAUGGGUCCAAUGUUAUUGUCACCGAAAGAGUAAUCGCGCCUAACUCCCGGCUUCCAGCGUCUCUGAGCAUUCCCGAUCUGGUAGAUGGGUCAAAUGUGGUAGUGACAGAAAGGGUGUUCAGACCUGCCUCUGGCAUGCCAGGCAGCCUAAUAAAUAUCCCCUCAGAGUUAUCAAAUGCCCACAAUGUGGUGGUCACGGAGAGAGUAGUGUCAGGGUCUGGCAUGAGCAGCCUGGGAGGAACAAGCCUGGGGGGGGCAAAUCUGGGGGGCCUGAGCAGCACAGGUCAGAUGCUCAGUGCCGACUGUCACCUUGGACAGGCAAUGGGCACAGCAUCUCCAGGCACCUCCCGGAGACGAGUGACAAAGUACAGCACCGUGCAGUACUCCAGUCAGUAAGGCCUCUGCCAGCAUCCCUUCCCGCUGAAAUCGCCGUUUGCACUGACACUCAUUAGCUGCCACCCAUCAAGAAUAUUGUUAUUAUUUAUAACUAAGAAAUAGCGCUAAAAUUCCAGGGAUUCCUACUUGUGUGAGGAUUUCUGAAGGGUGCCCCAUUUCAAGGUUAAAUGCAGGACUUUGUCAGUGAAGGGAAAGCAGAAGUUAGCUUUAAAUCUAUUUAUUUCUCUCCAGCUAGCACUACAAGUGUACAAACAGACAUUAAUGUUUUUGGAGAGAGAUCUGAUUACCGAGCAGAGCAGUGAGAGAGGAUCCUUGUGUGCAUACAGUACAUCACGAAUUAACAUCAUACAAAAGAGUGUUAAAGUACUAUGCUGCUGAGUGAUCUCCCACAGUAAGCAGAUUUGGGUUAAUAGCCCCUCACUGACAAGAAAAGAAAAGAAUGUAAUUAAUAAUUAGUCAACUCAAGACUAAAUAAGCACUUUCAAAUGCAUCAUUUUACUUUGCAUGUAAUUCAAGAAGCGCUACAAAACGGCACUUUCAACCAUUUCUCCCAUCACCUACAAUAGUUAUAAAUAAUAAUUAUAGAAACAUAAUACAUUUUCACUGCUUUUUGAAGUUCUCAGUAAAACAAACACUCUGCCAGAGCCUGCCAUGCUGUUACUCUCAUGGUGAGGAGCGUGACCAGCGAUUCUUCGUAGCUCGUGCUGCCGUGUUGACACUGUCACGCAGGAAGAUGUUGGGUUUCAUCUUUUCUCCAUUACCAUUACAGCUUUGCUUAAAUAUAAAAGGACUUCAGUGACAACCGGGAACUCUUAGUCAGAAUUUUGUGCCAAACUAUGACUACCAUUUAAAUCUCCAAUGUCAGGUUAUACUAAGAGGGCUAUAAUACACCAUGCCAAUUCUCUUUUCUAAUACUGACAAGAAAAGAAAGUCUUAGAAGCUUUGCGGUGUUAGGAGGCAAUAGCAAGUACUGUAUCACUGACACUGGUAGCUGAAGUCUUCCUGAAAAGAAAAAAAACACUUGGAAGCAAUACAAAUUUGCUAAUAAGCAAUGUGGAGAACUUUUAUUUCAUAUGUCAAUGUAUUUUGCAUUGAUAUUUUGAAAGUUUAUUUGAAUGUAUUAAUUGAAAAAGUCUUUAUGAUUCUAUAAUUUUAAUUAAAUCUGGCUUUUAUUUUCCCACAAAAACAGCUCUACUGGACUCUGUUAUUCUAGUAGUACCUUAUCAUGGCUUAGAAUACAAUCCGAAGGAGCAAAAUACUGAAAUGUAGUUCCUAUCUCAUUUUCCUUCUGUAACAUAUGUAUAGUAACCCUAGUGUUUGCAACAUCACUUCAGUGUAAAUAAAAUAGAGUUAUAGAGAGGGACUAGCAUUUAUUGCUAGAUCACCAAAUCAGUAGUUACCCUCAAAUUUUACUUCUUCAGCUUUGACAGAUAGGUCACUGAAAAGUUUAAGAGUUGUGUGUGAACCUCCCAGAGUAUAAAAUGGAAAAGAAAUUUGCAUAUCCAGACUAACUUAUCUCAGAAUAAAUGAAUGACAAGUUUCUGAGUCUGAUAUCAAGAAAGGGUUUUUUAAAAGAUGCUUUUCAAAAUGCAACUAGACCUGCUGUCAGUAACAACCUGCAGUGCCCUCUAAGUCAAUGCCACUGCCAUUAACAUCAGUAAUCCCCAGGAGUUAUGACCAAAUUCAAGGCUACCUUGAGAAAAGGUCUCUUCCAUAGCCUUAAGUUCUUUUCUAAAGCAGCUGUGCAUGCUAAGUGUUCUUUCCCUAAUAUCUGUAGUAUUGUUGGUUCUGCUUCUUUGUUGGUUCUGCUUCUUUCUAUAGCCUUGCUUAUCUCAAGUAUCACUAAAAUUGCAUUGCCUUCAGAGGGAUUAGUCUCUCCUAUAAGUUAUGUACCAAUUGUAAUUACGGUUCCUGGAACCAUUCUUUAGAGAAGGAAAAGACGUACUAAUAUAUAAAGUUAUAUAUCCUUUUAUAUCUGGAGAAUUUGUGUGGAAAUCACUGAAAUGCUGACAAACUCCCCUUCAUUUUGGUAACCACCUGUUUACAUAAAAAACAUCAAACACUUGAAAUAUAUAUGAUUCUCGGGACAUUUAGAAAGCCUAUGCAAUACAGCCAAAGCCCACUAGAGAAAUUUUUUAAUGUAAAAAAAAAUAAAAAUGAAAUCUUGUGUAAAUAUUUCCAUAAUUGUCUUAUGCAAAUCAGAAAUAUUUUUCCUAAUUGUGUUUAAAGUAAUAAAAUUAGUCUUCAGGAGCACAUGCUGAAUUCCUUGAGCAGGAAUGUUGUGUGAAGUAUGAGUGUCUGAACUAUGGUCUCUUGCAUGUCUAGAAAUAGAAAGAGGAAGAAUUAAUAGAGAAAAAUUGUUGUUUCAAAGGACAGAUUUUGGUUAUGGAGUGAUUGUCUACUUCUAGUACUAUCUUUUACCAACUCUUUAAUUAUCAAUUAUUAUUUAAUACAAUUUUUUGAAAUAUUUCUAGCAUCUUUUAAUAUUGGUUUCUCACAUCAAACAGCAAUUACGUUAUCCCUCAGUGCAUUUCCAGUGUACUUCUGAAUAUUAAUUCCUAUUGCUGUGUAAUUUUUACAGACUUUCUUAAAAUUGUUCUCUUAGUGAAAUGAGGAUAUUUUUAGGCUACUACAAAUUGUGGGGAAAAAAUGUAUCUGAAGAUGUGAACAUAUCCUUGGUUCAUUAAAUAUUCUCUGCAAAUUCUUUUCCUAUCUUUAUUAUUAAAAAAAUAGCAUACAGUUUAAUCCUGACUAGCAGAUGCUAGUUUUGUUUCUUUUUUUCCAGUUGUAAUUUAGAAGCCUGCUUGCUGUCCUACCUUUAAUCAUACUGUUUAAUAAGGAAGAAUUAAUGGUUUUCAGGAAAGAAAGACAGUAGUGAUAUCAAUCCUGCUCUAAACCAUUCAAACAAAAAACCCUUAUUAAAGUGUAAGCAGCUUGCAACACCAAGUUUAUGACUUCCUUAUUUUUUUAACUUGGGUUUUCUUGGCAGCAGGAUCCUACAGUUUUAAACAGGCUCACUGACAUCUUGGCACGAUGAAAAAUAUACUGUCAUAGAAGAAAAGGGAGCCACAAGCUGAGGGUCUCAUUAGAUUUCUAUCGUGGGAAUAUGAUCUGAAUUUGAACUGCGAGUUUCAACACUUUUUACUCUGUCCUGAUUUUGUGGUAAUAAAUAACACUUUUAAACUGUUGUGAGAAGCACUUAGUAUGUGCAAUAUGAAAAGACCACACAAUUUAAGCAGCAAUGAAAAGAAGUCUAUUGUUUCGCUUGAAUUAACAUAACUGCAUAAUUCAAAUGAUCCUUACUAUUAAAUCACCAAAUGCAUCAUUUAAAUUUUAUUUAAAAUAUAAUUAAUAUUACAGUGGUUGUGUGUCUUCAUAAAUAAAAUAUUAGAGAUUUGUUUGUAAUAAUUUCUUAAUGGCACUGAAAAAAUACAAUAAAUGAUCAUUUGGAACAUCAUGUUUUAAGUA